Molecule: messenger RNA, 1225 nt
Organism: Zingiber officinale
Lineage: Eukaryota; Viridiplantae; Streptophyta; Magnoliopsida; Zingiberales; Zingiberaceae
Product: probable RNA-binding protein ARP1
Exons: 5
Coding region: 117-1013 (298 amino acids)
Molecular function (GO): RNA binding
Source: RefSeq, a predicted model, not a curated record
UUUUAUAUUAUCCACUUCCUCUUUCCCUCUUCGAUCGUCCUCUUUCUUCCUCGCCAUUCUCUCACCGUAAUCCCUCUCUUCGGUUUGCUUUCUUGGUCUGCCUUCCUCGUUCGAAGAUGGGGCAGCAGUUCGGCGACACGACGCUCACCAAGGUGUUCGUCGGCGGGCUCGCGUGGGAGAUGCAGAAGGAGGCGCUUCGCGAGCACUUCGAGAAGUACGGGGAGAUCCUCGAAGCCGUCGUCAUUUCGGACAAGAUCUCCGGCCGAUCCAAGGGCUACGGCUUCGUGACGUUCAAGGAAGCAGAGGCGGCGAAGAGGGCGUGCGAGGACGCGGCGCCGGUGAUCGACGGCCGCCGAGCGAAUUGCAACCUGGCUUCGCUGGGAGCCAAGCGCGGAGGCGUCGGGAUCCGACACUCUCCUCCCUCCGCUCCAGCACCGUUCACUUCGCGUGGGGGCCAGCAGCCACCGCCUGGUACGGAGCCUUGGACGCAUUUCCCUUCCUCUGGUUUUGAGUACGUGGAAGUUGCUGAUUUGGUGACAAAAAUGCGAUCUUUGUUUGUUUACCGGAAAGGCAUGGCGGUGGGAUCGAGAGUCGCGUCGCCAGCGCCGCCGGCUGCGCAGUGGUACUACCCGAACCCCGCGAGAACUCCGCCUCCGCCAUUCCAGUUGCACCAGUACCCCCACGGCCUCAUCCCCUUCUACUCCGCCGACGCGUACUCGACGAAUUACACGAACUUCCCUAACAAUUCGAAGCUGAGCCCGAGUGGUGGGGGAGGAGGAUUCUACCAGGGGCAGUUCGCUUACCCAGCAGCAGCUGCUAAUGGAAUGCUGCCAAUGUACCCUUUAUUCCACUGGCAUCCUCACCAAUCUCAGGGCAUGGCACUUCCUACAGCUCACUUCUUCCCUACCUCACCAACUGCUGCCAUCCCCACCAUCAUCUCCACCAAGCCUACUGCAAUUCCUCCUCCUGUGUCUGUUUGUGUCGCAGUGGAACAAGUCAAAGGAGCCAACUGAUUGCAUGGUUGGUUGAGGAAUGGCCCAAGACAGUCUGAAAAGAUGAAGAUGCAAACUCGUUAAUUGAUUAUUCUAUUAGAAUUUGGGGAUUCUUUGGUGACUCUCUAACCUGCAUCGCAUAGAUGCACAAUCUGUAACAAGGCAAUUUUUGUUUGUUUACCUACUUAUUCUUUGUGGUAAACCUUUUUAUCAGCGACUGUCUUUUAUAGCUA